Aedes albopictus (Asian tiger mosquito) is the source of this 1862-nucleotide messenger RNA. RefSeq lists its product as uncharacterized. Gene Ontology annotation, cellular component: SCF ubiquitin ligase complex. Gene Ontology annotation, biological process: SCF-dependent proteasomal ubiquitin-dependent protein catabolic process. NCBI's taxonomy places the organism in Eukaryota, Metazoa, Arthropoda, Insecta, Diptera, Culicidae. The record is from RefSeq and is a predicted model, not a curated record. Bases 27 to 1799 code for a protein of 590 amino acids. Gene Ontology annotation, molecular function: protein binding. The transcript is spliced from 2 exons.
GCUAACAAUUUUUUUUUGCAAGAGUCAUGUACUCAGUAUGUAUGUAUGUUAGCACAAGGUUCAGCAGUCAGCACUGGCACAAAGUCACACCGCUCAAGGGUACUAUACGCAUAUCGUGCCUCCUUCGACAUCACAAGUUGCAUUUCACGUUUCAAAAUUCUACCUCUACCGCAAUAGCAGUGUUCAACUUCGAAAUGGAUAUCAAUUUGCUUCCCACGGAGCUGCUCCAGGAGAUCAUGUCCUACCUGUGCUUCGAAACGCUGAAAGUGGCAUCGCUGGUUUGUCAUCGGUGGCACCAGGUCUCGGAAAGUUUCAUCAUUCGCAAUGGGCAGCUUCUUAUCACCGAGUCCGCUGCCAAUGAUUUGAACGUGAUUCGAAACUGUGUGCGGAACUACCGAGUUAUUUGGAUCGCCCGAAUGGAAGAAUGGUCGAAGCUGCAGACGGUUAUGGCGGAGUGCAUUCAAAGAUUUCCAAAUAUUAGGAAGCUGUAUUUGUCAGGCUGUCUACAGGAUUACCUCUAUCGGUUCUACAAUGCACAUCGAAACUGGGUGGAGCAGUGUGAAUCAUUUCAAGUAUCGUUGGAUGAUAGAUUCGCUGACCAUAUGAUUUGCGGACCGGAAGAUUUCGAGCUGACACUUCCAAACCUGAAAACCCUGAUGUGGUCGGAGUGUUUAUACGGAAAUGGACAGAAGGCGAUCACCAUAAAUGCUCCGAAGUUGGAGAGUAUCUACAUUAACGACAGCUUGGAUGCUUCUGCUGUGGUUCGAAUUCCAAACUGUGAUAACAUUAAGUUCAUCAGGUGUAUAUUCUACACGAAACAUUUCGACGAUACCUUUGUAGGAAACGUUUCCAACGUUGAAACAUUGAUGGUGGACGUUGUCUAUGCAAACUGUGAUAUCAGCUAUCUUGUCAGCAUGCUUCAGCUGCGGUACCUUAGACUAAGAUUUGGAAGUGCGACAAAUGCCCUCAAAGACGUGGAAUCGAUGCACCAAUGUCAUCAGCUUAAAGUUCUCAGCAUCACUAUCCAAGAUGCAAACUCCGAAAAGGGAGAACUAAAGCUGGACAGGGUGUUAAGAAAUUUCAACAAUUUGCAAACGCUUGACCUACGAGCAAUAGACUUGAAAGUAAACAGCUCAGUUCAAGCAACAAAAUUGGAAUUCCUCAAACUUAGAGACGUUACCUGUUCAAGCAGUGCCGUUUCACUGCACCUUCCAAGCCUGAAAGUGCUCUCGGUGUCUGUGAAUAUUUUAAGCAAACUACAGUUCAACGAAUGCAGUCACUUCGAAGAACUCUAUUUAGACUUGGAGUCUGCGCACUUGAAGCAGUCGCUUGUACAUACCGCAAUCCCAUUCAUUCUGAGUCACAAAAGUUUGAAAAAACUUGUCCUAUUCAGAAGCAACUAUCAAGCCAACAGAAUCGUAGACAGCGCCAAAUACGAAUGCAAGGAUCUUGGGCUGGAACAUUUGGAACUGUACUACCUCGAUAUAAGUAUUGACUUUUUCCGAAUGAUCUCGUACUGGAAAUCCCUAAGACGCCUCACCAUCGUUGCCUGUUCGAUCAACUGUCGGGCGAUACCUUAUUCCAUCGUUCACCUGCCCGGAGUGCAGUGGAUUACGCUAGACUGUGUAAAACCACGGGGCCCAUCGCGGAAGGAGUUUCCUCUGACGUUCGGAAGGGAUUGCGAACUGCAGUGCGUAUCGGUGUCGUCGGCGCUGCUGUACAGUACGCAGCACCAGCUGGACAGCCACCAUCGUCGGUUCGACCCGUUCGCUUGCGAUGAAAUUGAUCCAUUACAUUGACGAUAUGUGUGUACUGUUAUUGGUUAUUUUUGCUGUUAAUAAAUUAUCAUUUUUGACCCAAGA